AUGCAAACUCAUUUCGAAGGACGUAUUGCCGAAAUAUAUAAUCGAGCACUUCAGCGUGGUGAACUAAGCUUUAUAGAAAGUGAAGUUGCUCAUAUAGAAGAUAAAGGAAUCGAGUUUGAAAUUCGAAUUGCACCUAGUUUGGCCAAGAAACCUAUCGGUAAUUUAGGAGCAAAAGAUGAACUGCAGCAGAAACCUAAGGCUGAUCCUUUUUUACCAUAUAGUCAAGAAUUAUUUGUGCAAGAACACGGAAUAUAUAAUAUAUUGUUAAACAAGUUUUGUGUUGUUCCCCGUCAUAUAGUAAUUGCUACUAAGGACUUUGAAAAACAAACGGAUCCUUUAACUCCGGAGGAUCUAGAAAGUAUAUGGUAUUGUAUGAUGCAAAUUAAAAGUCAGCCAACAGUUGCAUUCUUUAAUUGCGGCGAAAUUUUUGACAUUCCUAAAUUGCCGUAUGUUCACCAUAUAGCGCUUCUCGAUCCACAACGAUUGAGUGGACAUCAUGGGCAUCAUGGAGAAGUGAGCCAAUAUCUGAACGAUGUAUUUCAUUCGUUGCUCGACUCUAUGAUCGAGGGUUUACAUAAACAAUCUUUCUCGAUAGGUCGCAAUCCUUUGUCUUACAAUUUAAUUAUGACUCAUACAUGGUUUAUGAUCGUACCUAGGAGUAGGGAAAAGUAUGAACAGAUAUCAGUGAACUCUUUAGGAUUUGCUGGAAUGCUGCUCACGCGAAGUGAAGAAGAAUUAGAACUUGUGAAGAAUGUGGGUGUACUUAAUGUUUUGGAAGGGGUGGCAAUUUCUAAACAGAAUGCUAUCAUGGAUGAAGUGUAA
Messenger RNA from Cetraspora pellucida, 822 nucleotides. The record is from the annotation of a GenBank genome assembly. NCBI's taxonomy places the organism in Eukaryota, Fungi, Glomeromycota, Glomeromycetes, Diversisporales, Gigasporaceae.